UAGCGCCUCAGGUGGAUGAUCCCACAACUAACAACAGCACCACCACGGCAGCGCCUCAGGUGGACGAUCAUACAGCUACAACAGCACCACCAUGGCAGCACUCAGGUGGACAAUCCCACAGCUAACAACAGCACCACCAUGGUAGCGCCUCAGGUGGAUGAUCCCACAACUAACAACAGCACCACCACGGCAGCGCCUCAGGUGGACGAUCAUACAGCUACAACAGCACCACCAAGGCAACGCCUCAGGUGGACGAUCAUACAGCUACAACAGCACCACCACGGCAGCGCCUCAGGUGGACGGUCAUACAGCUACAACAGCACCACCACGGCAGCGCCUCAGGUGGAUGAUCCCACAGCUAACAACAGCACCACCACGGCAGCGCCUCAGGUGGAUGAUCCCACAGCUAACAACAGCACCACCACGGCAGCGCCUCAGGUGGACGAUCAUACAGCUAACAACAGCACCACCACGGCAGUGCCUCAGGUGGACGAUCAUACAGCUAACAACAGCACCACCACGGCAGCGCCUCAGGUCGACGAUCCCACAGCUAACAACAGCACCACCACGGCAGCGCCUCAGGUGGACGAUCCCACAGCUAACAACAGCACCACCACGGCAGUGCCUCAGGUGGAUGAUCAUACAGCUAACAACAGCAACACCACAGCAACGCCUCAGGUGGACGAUCCCACAGCUAACAACAGCACCACCACGCCAGCGCCUCAGGUGGACGAUCAUACAGCUAACAACAUCACCACCACGGCAGCGCCUCAGGUGGACGAUCAUACAGCUAACAACAGCACCACCACGGCAGCGCCUCAGGUGGACGAUCAUACAGCUAACAACAGCACCACCACGGCAGCGCCUCAGGUGGACGAUCCCACAGCUAACAACAUCACCACCACGGCAGCGCCUCAGGUGGACGAUCAUACAGCUAAUAACAGCACCACCACGGCAGCGCCUCAGGUGUACGAUCCCACAGCUAACAGCAGCACCACCACGGCAGCACCUCAGGUGGACAAUCAUACAGCUAACAACAGCACCACCACGGCAGCGCCUCAGGUGGACGAUCAUACAGCUAACAACAGCACCACCAUGGCAGCGCCUCAGGUGGACGAUCCCACAGCUAACAACAGCACCACCACGGCAGCGCCUCAGGUGGACGAUCCCACAGCUAACAACAGCACCACCACGGCAGCGCCUCAGGUGGACGAUCCCACAGCUAACAACAGCACCACCACGGCAGCAUCUCAGGUGGACGAUCCCACAGCUAACAACAUCACCACCACGGCAGCGCCUCAGGUGGACGAUCAUACAGCUAACAACAGCACCACCAUGGCAGCGCCUCAGGUGGACGAUCCCACAGCUAACAACAGCACCACCACGGCAGCGCCUCAGGUGGACGAUCAUACAGCUAACAACAGCACCACCACGGCAGCGCCUCAGGUGGACGAUCCCACAGCUAACAGCAGCACCACCACGGCAGCAACUCAGGUGGACGAUCCGAGAGGUAACAACAGCACCACCACACCAGUGCCUCAGGUGGAUGAUCAAACAGCUAACAACAGCACCACCACGGCAGCAUCUCAGGUGGACGAUCCCACAGCUAACAACAUCACCACCACGGCAGCGCCUCAGGUGGACGAUCAUACAGCUAACAACAGCACCACCACGGCAGCGCCUCAGGUGGACGAUCCCACAGCUAACAACAGCACCACCACGGCAGCGCCUCAGGUGGACGAUCAUACAGCUAACAACAGCACCACCACCGCAGCGCCUCAGGUGGACGAUCCCACAGCUAACAACAGCACCACCACGGCAGCACCUCAGGUGGACGAUCAUACAGCCAACAACAGCACCACCACGGCAGCGCCUCAGGUAAAUGAUCAUACAGCUAACAACAGUACCACCACAACAGCGCCUCAGGUGGACGAUCAUACAGCUGCAACAGCACCUCCAUGCAUUUACUUAAUGUUCGGCUCUUUCAUGCGGAAGGCGGGGCUUACUGCAUUGAGCGAUCUAUUGAGCAUUGCAUAUUCUAUAGUGUUUGCUCACACAGACCAACCGGUCUCCUUCAACCUACAAUUCUAUUUUCAAAACCUCUUUCCAUUCUCUCCCUCCCUCCCUUCCUGCAUCUUGCCACACACCCCACUCACAAAGAUCCUUUUUUCCCAACAUUCCUUCUUCCACCCUUCCUUCAGUCUAUACUACCCUCUCUUGACCUCUCAUUUGCACUCUCUCCCUACCUUCCCCUACCUCCCCCCAGCUCCUCUCAUCCUUGACCCCUCUCCCCCACUCAAAGACAUCCUUUCAUCCCAACAUCCUUUCUCCCACCCUUCUUUCAGCCAUUGUUAGGUGCAACUAGGGCUGCCUUUAGUCUAACUGCAGGCGCCUUCACAUCUGUCUUAAUCCGUUCAACCCUAAGUGCAAGUAUGCUUCUCCCUUUCUCACAUAUAGGGUUAAGUAGAUUUAGUUUAAUGCUUUGGUUUUACUUUACGUAAAGGGGGAAUGGAAAAUCACAAUCUCUAAGACGAUUCCUUGCUGAAGAUGCUACAAGUGAUGCUGCUGAUGUUUUGCUUUUGGGCACUUUUGUUUCUUUUGUAGUUUGGGUUUCUUUUACAAACGGUGUUAAUUUACCUUGUUAUUUGUUGCUUUUUAUCUAUUUAUUUUGCAGCUUUAUUGUUCACAUAUACUGUCUGGUUUGUGCAAUGCAUUGUACUGGGUCAAUGUAAAGUUUAUAAUCCUUCAUUUACUGUCUUGAUUUUUCUGGUGCCCUUCAGGCACUGUUGCUUGUGCCAGCUGUAUCUUGUGCCAUUAGGAGGCCUAAAUACUAGAGUCACUACAUCCAGUGUUUGUAAAUGUACCUUUUUUUUGGACUAUAAGUCGCACCUGAGUAUAAGUCGCAUCAGUCCAAAAAUACGCCAUGAUGAGGAAAAAAACAUAUAUAAGUCGCACUAGACUAUAAGUCGCAUUUAUUCAGAACCAAGAACCAAAAGAAAAACAUUACCGUCUACAGACAAGAGAGGGUGCUCUAUGCUGCUCAGUGUAGACUACAGGAGCACUGAGCAGCACCUCUGGCAGCAUAGAGCGACCUCUCGCGGCUGUAGAUGGUAAUGUUUUCUAUUAGUUCAUUUCUCUUGGUCAUUGUCAAAUCAUUUUUGCUAAAUUAGUCGCACCUGACUAUAAGUCGCAGGACCAGCCAAACUAUGAAAAAAAGUGCGACUUAUAGUCUGGAAAAUACGGUAAUCUGUUUUUUUAUUAAUUGUAAUUAUUUUGUAAUUUUUGAUUAAUGUUUCUUUUUCUUUUCUCCAGGAGCCAAUGAGAACCUUGUGUGGUGCAGGGGAGGCUAGCCACUUUUCUUUGGUGGGUUCAGACGAUCUCCUGUGGUUGCAGCCGGUCUGCCCUGUUCCCGCUAACUGCACCCACAAUCUGAAGGAUAAGCGCUCACUGAAUGUUUAUAAAAAUCUGCAGAAUUCUGUGGAAGGAAUCUUAACCUUGUAAAGUGUGUAAAGCUUAGAAUACGGUUAUUGGUAGCUGAACAGUACUAUGAUCCACAGAGUGGCCAGGGUUAAUAACCCUAAGGGGUCAUCAAAGGUGGUUUACCAAGAUGGUCCAAAGGCUUUUGCGUGAGACAUCUUCAACAACAUGCACAGAAGCUAUAUCCAUGAUGAAGCAUUCAACAGACGCACCAGUUAUUAAGUAUAAAAUGAGGACAACUCUCAAGUACAGACAGAAUUUGAUACAUGAUUCAGAUAAAUCUUCACUCAUCCUUGAUUACUUACCCAUUUUUUUGGAUACACCAGGCUUGGUAAGAAAUAUUAAAAUGUUGAUGUUAAUUGUAAAUGUAAUUUUAAUGUUUGUUAUUUACAUGAUUUAUUUGUGUGAUAGAUUGACCAAGACUUUACUUUGCUUUCUACAAGCAAAGAAGGACUGGGUGAAAAACCUGCAUCCUGGUGCAUAUGUGCAUGACUGUCAUGACCCAUCAUGACCCAUGGAAUGUACCAAGUGUCUACACUACAACCUGGGUAAAAAAAUAUGGAACUGAAUAACAAGUUGUGUUUUGAGCAGGUGCAUGCAUUCUGUACUAAGGAGGUGGGUAAUAUUUUCACUCUCAUUUGCAUGGAUGAUUUGAUAUACUAUAGACCCUAUGCAGUUUUCAUAUGCCAGUGAUGAGAGAACUUGCAGUGUUCCCUGUUGUGUUUUUGUUUCAGAUUGGAAUUAACUGCAAAUUGUGUAGCUUUUUUAAACGCAUUGAAAUGUGGUGUUUGAAUGUGAAUGUUAAAUUUGGUGUACCUCAAAGUUUUGCAAUAUUUUCUGCAAAUAUGUCCUGCCAUUUAAGCCCAACGGCAACUGUAGUUUAUGCAAGUAAACACCUAAUAAAGGAUUUCAAGAAAAAAAAAAAAAAUAAGGUAUCCACUUCCUUCCUGUCACAUGAGGCUGUCAACUUCUUAUCCCUACUUCCAGGAAGCAUGGCGAAGGCAAACCCUCCCAAAGAAAUGUAAUUUUCAUAAUACUAAUACAUUUUUAUUGUUGACAUAUAUAUCAAUAUAAUCAUGAAGGUCUCUAGAAUCAUCCAAACAAAACAAAUCUUCCAAGAGAGCUAUAGUUUUUUGUAAACUUAAUCAAUUGUCCAAGCGGCAACUAUAGUUGCCGGUGGGCAAAUAACUUGUAAGUACAUAUCAUGGGGAAAUAGGGUAGACUGUGUUAACAGGUUAAUGAAUCAAGGUUAUUGGUCUUGUUUAGUUCUUUUUCCAUUCAAUAUCCCACCUAAAACAUAACUUAACCCUUGAACUGACAUCUCUACUGUACAGUAGACCUUAAUUUAAUCGGGAAUGAAUUUGUCAAAAGGAGGAGAUGAGAGAGCAAUCUUUCCACAGCUGUACUGCCCCUCUUCUGUGUCUGCUUUUGCCAUGAGAGGAGAUUUACAGCAGCAGUUUACUAAAGCCGCGUUCAGACUGCAUGAUUUUAGCCCAGUUUUUGGCUCGCCGACAGGUUUUGAGAAAUCGCCAACAAAUGCCCGAAAUCACAGGCAAAUCUGAGCUCGUUCACGCGAGUGACAAUCACGCAGUAUGAAUGAGCAAUGACGCGAUCUGAGAGAAUCGCCGAUGAGUCACCGACGCCCGUGAGAUAUUUGGCAUGCUAAAUAUCUGGACCUGUCGGCGAUUCAAAAUCAUGCUGUCUGAAAAGUGUUCUGACUGAAAACUACAUCGGCAAUGACCGACAGCCAAUGAGAGAGCAAGAUACAGAGCAGCGGGGAGUUCGGGGAGGAGUUAUAAACCACAAUAUCAGCAAGCAUGGCUUCAUUACAGAAAAAGGCUUUCUUCUCGGUCUAUUUGGACCCAUGAAAUGGAAGAUAAAUUAGUAUAAAUUUAGCAGGAGCACCCUUGUCUGUUUGACGUUUCAUCUGAGCUAUCCCGGUCUCACGUGAAAACUCCGGUCUUGCACGUGUGAUAUCGCGUUGUUUCCUUGUCACAUCUCGCGUGUGUUUGGUUGUGAAACAUUUGCGUGCCAGACAGAGCUGUCGGCGAUUCUUCCUAUUGUAAAGUCAUGCAGUGUGAAACCUUCUGUCGCCGAUCCAUCGUGCAGUGUGAACACAGCAGUGACUGAAUGCUGGCCAAGAUAGUCAUGCAGUGUGAAAAUAAUAGUGAACCGACUACUUUGAAAAUCGUGCAGUCUGAACUCGACUUAACUCCAGUCAGUCACACAAAAGGGAGGAUGGAAAGAUAGAGCUAACACAUGGGAUUAAUUGAUGUAAAUCAUGUUUUUCACCCUUUUAUGACAUUAUGUCUCGUAGGGGACAAAGUAUUGAGGCCCCUUUAUCCAGUUUGGAUGCAUUUCAUUAUAAUUUGUCAAGGACCCUAAUUAAUUUUAUGACUAGUAGCUUAUGAUUCCACUGUAUGCUGAAAUUCAAACAAGUAAUGAAUUUACAUUAUUAUAUGAAAUCACCUAUUACAGUAAGCCACUGGAUACUAUGGGCCUAAAAAAUGUGUAAUCUUCUUUCUAGUAUACCUUUUUUAUUAUAUAGAUGUAAUAUUUUCUUAAUUCUAUUUAUUUGUAUGUAUUUAUUUACAUUUAACACAUCUGAGAAUGUAAAUACCUGCAUGUUCAAUAAUAAGUAAAUAAAUAAACAAACAAUCAUGGGUGUAGCCUACAAAUGAUACUUAUUUAAAUAAUUAUAUAUUUAAAAAAUAAUAUCAUUAAUUUCAUGAAUAUCAAGGAUGUGCUAUUCAUAGUUUCAUAGAGUUUCUUUCUUCUCUUGAGCACAAAAGAAGAUAUUUUGCAGAAUUUUGGUAACCAAACAGUUAAAUGCGUAAUUUUCUUUCAGGUAUACCCUUUUUAUUAUAUAGAUGUAAUAUUUCCAUCAUUCGAAUUAUUUUUACAUGAUACACAGUACCCUGUUGGGUCAACUUAAUGGCUGCACUUUGUUCUGCGCUAUAAUUGAAUACUAACACUGGUGUAGUGCAGAAACAACAAUGAAUAGUGUUGAAUAGGAUUAAUAAUAAUGAGUGUAGAAUUUACACACAAAGGGUGACAAAACGUUAACACUAUCAAAAGUGUAACAUUUACACCAUAUAGUGUGGACACAUAGAGACACUUUGCUGGUGUUAAAUUUGAAACUGUGGGUGUUCUUUUUACACCAGUGAUUUUGUUGUGUACAUAAGGCCCCUGGUUCUGCUAUAGCUAACUACCUUAUUUUCCGGACUAUAAGUCACACUUUUUUUUCAUAGUUUGACUGGUCCUGUGACUUAUAGUCAGGUGCGACUUAUUUAUCAAAAUUAAUUUGACAUGAACUAAGAGACCUGAACCAAGAGAAAACAUUACCGUCUACAGCCACAAGAGGGCGCUCUAUGCUGCUCAGUUCUCCUGUAGUCUACACUCAAAACAAGGAGCGCCCUCUCGCGGCUGUAGAUGGUAAUGUUUUCUCUUGGUUCUAAAUAAAUGUGACUUAUAGUCCAGUGCGACUUAUAUAUGUUUUUUUCCUCAUCAUGACGUAUUUUUGGACUGAUGCGACUUAUACUCAGGUGCGACUUAUAGUCCGAAAAAUACGGUAAUUUGCAGGUUCAUAUGUGAUACAGAUUAUAUAAUCCAUACCCCAGAACAUUGAUGGAACAUACACUUGUGUCAUGCCCCAUCUGAAAAAUUCUGAAUAAUCCAGCUUGGAUUCCGAGCUGGUCCAGGCUGGUUUAUGCUGGUUUAGUGCUGGUCUAGCUAGUGGACCAGCAUAUCCAUAUCCAGGUGUUAGUGAAGCCAGCAGAAGCCUGCAAAAAAUCUUACCACACGGACAAAUGUGUCAUCAUAUAACUCUGUAAAUAAAUACAACUUAAAUUCACGUCUCGCACACUUCAGUGCACUUAGAAUGGAACUUAUACAUUCGCUUCGAACUGGAAUCAUGAUGGAAUAUUCUGUGAUGUCCACUUCGCAGGGCACUUACAUUCGAAUAGAACAAACAUCUCAAGCGAUAAGAGAGACAUAAAAAAUGUGCAGAGCAGGGGGCGAGAGGACUGGAAUUGAGAACCAACUUUUUUUUUAUUUUCUUAUUUUGUAUGUUGUGAGCCAGAGUAAAUUGCGACGCGAAUCAAGUCUCAUGAACUUGCAGCCUUUCAUUAACUUUGAUUAGCCUGUAGAUCGAAAUGAAAGCCCCUUAAUAGAACACAAGGAAAUUAUUUAGUUUUAAUGGUUUUCAUAAUGACUGUUUAAUAACCAUAAUAUGCAGUAAGAGCCUUUGUGUAAAUUACUACUUUUUUGAUGCGUUAGGCUGCAGCCUACGACUAUCUCACGUUUUGAAAUUAACUUUCUAAAAAUGUAUUUUAAAUAGAUUUUCUAAUUAUUUUUAAGGAUGUUGUAAUGUCAUAUUAUAAUGUUAUUGUUUUAUUUCAUUAUUUGAAAUCCAUUUACAAAAUAACAUACAAUUCCAGUCAGUUUGGAUUUACUGCAAACUGAGUUACUCUGAGAUGUGAAUUUCUUGUGUGUUAAUGAAUACAGUGUCAUGCGUCACUCAGACUAAAUGUGGCAGCAUGUUGUUUAUAAUUUUAUGUAAAAACUAUUUACCUCAG
Molecule: messenger RNA, 8054 nt
Organism: Carassius gibelio (silver crucian carp)
Lineage: Eukaryota; Metazoa; Chordata; Actinopteri; Cypriniformes; Cyprinidae
Product: mucin-5AC-like
Exons: 19
Coding region: 16-2355 (779 amino acids)
Source: RefSeq, a predicted model, not a curated record